Molecule: messenger RNA, 580 nt
Organism: Odontomachus brunneus
Lineage: Eukaryota; Metazoa; Arthropoda; Insecta; Hymenoptera; Formicidae
Exons: 1
Coding region: 23-565 (180 amino acids)
Source: RefSeq, a predicted model, not a curated record
AGGAAUUUUUAAAAAUUCAGUUAUGGGACAACGAUUUUACAACAAGUAUAUGUACUUGCCUGAUCCUUCUGCUAUUAGUCACAGACAUAACGCACCAUAUGUUAUUGUAGCUGACGAGGCAUUCCAGUUAAAUUUGUUUACCAUGCAGCUGUAUCCAUCGAAAAAUUUAACAAAAAAACAACGCAUAUUUAACUAUAGGUUAAGUAGAGCUCGAUGUGUUGUUGAAAAUGCAUUUGGAAUAUUAGUUACUCGAUGGCGUAUUUAUCAGAAACCUUUAAAUAUCAGUCUUCAAACAAGUGAUGCAAUAAUAAAAGCAACAGUCUGCUUACAUAAUUUAUUAAUGAGUACUUCAUAUUACUGUGAAGGAAAUUAUGCUGAUAAAUUAUUAGCAAAUGGCGAGAUAAUUGGAGGAGAAUGGAGACAAAAAAACGUGAAUAUUAAUAAUUGUAGCAAUACAAGUUUGGUAAAUAAUAACUACACUAGACAGGCAAGUGAAGUUCGAAACAUUUUUGCAGAUUAUUUUAUGAACGAGGGAAAAGUUCCUUGGCAAGAAGAUAUUAUUUAAAAAGAUAAUUAUGAA